Molecule: messenger RNA, 1443 nt
Organism: Saccharomycopsis crataegensis
Lineage: Eukaryota; Fungi; Ascomycota; Saccharomycetes; Ascoideales; Saccharomycopsidaceae
Gene: PRI1
Product: DNA primase subunit PRI1
Exons: 1
Coding region: 1-1443 (480 amino acids)
Biological process (GO): DNA replication, synthesis of primer
Cellular component (GO): alpha DNA polymerase:primase complex
Source: RefSeq, a predicted model, not a curated record
AUGAUGAGCUCGGUGUCAUCCUCAACAAAUUCGCUCCAGGAUUCACAAGAUAAUCGAAAAGAUGUCGACAAUAUCACAGAACACGCAGUAGCUGCCCCAGUCAAAAAAGGUCCAAAAGUGUCUGAAUCAGACAUGCUUUUCUAUUACAAGCAUCUUUUACCUUUCAAAUACAUUUUCCACUGGAUAUCUCACUCGAAUACAGAAAUUACAAAUAGUUUUACCAACAGAGAAUUCGCAUACGAAUACAGAUCCGGGGCUUACCAACGGUACAACUCGUACACAUCCUUGACUGAUUUCAAAAAUUCUGUGAUCAAGGCCAAUCCUACCAGAUUUGAAAUUGGUGCUGUUUAUACUGUCAAUCCUAAGGAGAGAAAAACUUUACCAAAAAGUGCCAUGAAGCCUUUGGAGAAGGAUUUUGUAUUUGAUAUUGAUUUGACAGAUUACGAUGGAAUAAGAACUUGCUGCUCCGGUACGGAUAUUUGCGAAAAGUGCUGGAAAUUCAUCACGGUAGGCAGUCAGGUCAUCGAAAAGGCUUUGGUGGAAGACUUUGGCUUCAAGAAUUUCAUUUGGGUUUUCAGUGGUAGAAGAGGUGCCCAUUGCUGGAUCAGUGACAACAAGGCCAGGAAUUUGAACGAAUCAAAGAGAAGGGCAAUUGUAGAGUAUAUGGAUGUAUUAGGGAGUCCAAAUGGCUCAGGUGGUGGCAGACAGAAUGGAAACAGGAAUGGCCUCAAUAUCAAACGUCCACUACACCCGCAUGUUAAGCGAUCGCUUGAAAUUUUGAAAAAGAAAUUCAAAAAUAUCAUUCUUGACGAACAAAACCCCUGGGAAGAUGAUAAAGUGGCAUUUGAGGGGUUGUUGCCAAUGAUUUCUGACAAGAACUUGAGAGCUUUACUCAAGGAUCAUUGGACCAAUUCACCUGGAAGAUCAAGCUUUGAAAAAUGGAAGGAUAUCAAAACAAUUUACGAAAACAAUAGUAGCAAGAUUAUCAAGAAUUUUGGUAUCCAGAAUUUCCAGAAUAUGAGAGAAGAUAUCAUUAUUGAAACUUUAUACCCAAGAUUAGAUAUCGAAGUGUCGAGACAACUAAUCCAUUUAUUGAAAUCGCCUUUCUGUAUUCACCCAGGAACAGGCAAUGUCUGUGUCCCAUUUGAUUCGAAAAUCAUGUUUGAAGAUUACGAAAACGAAUUAGUGGCGGAAGAAUCCGGAAACUACGAAGACUAUAAGAAAAAAGGAUUUGAUCCAAUGAAUGCCCCAAACUUAUCAUUAUUACAAACAGAGUUCGAGAACGCGACAAUAAAUGGGGAUUUCGAUGCUAAUGAUGAUGAUUGGAAUAGGACAUCUUUGAAGCCCUAUGUGAAGCUAUUUACAGAUUUUGUUUCCAAACUAGUUGAAGAUGAAGAGAAAGUAGCCCAAAGACAAGCCAAGAAAAGAAAGCUUACCGGUUAG